Molecule: messenger RNA, 934 nt
Organism: Salvelinus namaycush (lake trout)
Lineage: Eukaryota; Metazoa; Chordata; Actinopteri; Salmoniformes; Salmonidae
Product: carcinoembryonic antigen-related cell adhesion molecule 1-like
Exons: 4
Coding region: 1-897 (298 amino acids)
Source: RefSeq, a predicted model, not a curated record
AUGGACUAUACACUUUUCACAGCAGCCAUUGUGUUUCUAACAUCAGGUCUGUGUGUAGGUCAGAAUGUGUUACCACCAGGACCAUUGACUGGAGCCAUAGGAAGGAGAGUGACGUUCACCACAACCCUCAGUCCACCAGCCAAACCUUUUGUCUCAGUGAGCUGGACCUUCAACAGGGUCAACAUCAUCACCUCCACUACGGUCAACAUAACUAAUGCUGACUACAAAGACCGGAUCAGUCUGGACAGAACCACUGGCUCUCUGGAGCUGUGGAACCUGGGCCUGAGGGACCAAGGAGAGUACAGAGUCAGCAUCAUACCAGAUGGGGCUCUGGAGCUACAAGGAGCUACCACUCUGGAUGUCUAUGUGUUGCUAUCUGCUGCCACCCUCACCAGUCCCCCAGCCACCCUGAUAGCUGGCAUAAGCUCCACCAACCUGACUUGUGAGGCUGCUGGCAACAUCAGCUCCAUACAGUGGAUCAAAGAUGGCCUCCCUCUGUCUCCCAGCAACAAUAUCACCUUCUCUGCAGACAACAGGACAGUCUAUCUCAGUCCUGUUCAGGACAUUGACAAUGGAGAAUAUGAUUGUUUAGUCAGCAACCCUGUCAGCAACCGGACAGCAUCCCACAACCUGACCGUCAACUUUGGACCCCAGAACAUUUCAAUAGAUGGACCAUUAGCAGCAUCAACAGGAUACAGGGUAACUCUGAGCUGUUCGGCUGACUCUAUCCCUCCUGCUACAUUCACCUGGAUGUUCAACAGGACAGAGACGGGUGUUAACAACACCCUGUACGUCAUAGAGAGGAUGGAGGCGCUACACAUUGGGAACUACACCUGCACUGCCACCAAUAACAUCACCGGACUGAAAGACUCCGUGGUCCACAAGCUGAGAGGUUAGUUACAGCUCGAUGUUGCAGUUAGGAUUCAUGAAAAAA